Drosophila hydei is the source of this 2232-nucleotide messenger RNA. RefSeq names its product heterogeneous nuclear ribonucleoprotein 87F (gene Hrb87F). Bases 287 to 1444 code for a protein of 385 amino acids. The record is from RefSeq and is a predicted model, not a curated record. The transcript has 5 exons. NCBI's taxonomy places the organism in Eukaryota, Metazoa, Arthropoda, Insecta, Diptera, Drosophilidae. Gene Ontology annotation, molecular function: RNA binding.
AAUACGAUAGUUUCUUGUCACGAAUUUUUUAAAUAUGUGUAUUGUAGUGACGUGCCCAUAUUUAGUAUCCUUGUAGAAGUUACUAUCGCAGACUUUGUCAUCUCGGCCGGCAUCUGCUGUCAGAUUCGUGGUCGCCAUUUUUCCAGCUCAUUUUUCGGCACACUCAGGUACUAACUUUUUCUCUUGUUGUACGUGUGAGUGAGCUGGGCGUCUGCUGCGAAAAAAAUUUAUUUUUCUUGAAGAAAAUUGUUCGACGCAUAAUAUACUAAGAAAACAAGAAGUGAAAAUGGCUGACUUAAAUGAUUCUAAUGGAAACUACGACGACAAUGAUGAGCAAAUUUCUGAGCCCGAACAGCUCCGUAAACUGUUCAUCGGCGGUUUGGACUACCGAACCACCGAUGAGGGUCUUAAAGCUCAUUUUGAGAAGUGGGGCAAUAUUGUAGAUGUCGUGGUCAUGAAGGAUCCCAAAACAAAGCGUUCACGCGGCUUCGGCUUCAUAACUUACUCUCAGUCGUAUAUGAUUGAUAACGCGCAGAAUGCACGUCCCCAUAAAAUUGAUGGACGCACUGUAGAGCCAAAGCGUGCUGUGCCACGACAGGAGAUCGAUGCACCAAAUGCCGGCGCCACGGUGAAGAAGCUGUUUGUCGGCGGUCUGCGCGACGAUCAUGACGAAGAAUGCUUGCGCGAGUAUUUCAAGGAGUUUGGACAAAUUGUGGGAGUUAAUAUUGUGUCUGAUAAGGAUACGGGCAAAAAGCGCGGCUUUGCGUUUAUUGAGUUCGAUGACUAUGAUCCUGUGGACAAAAUUAUCCUACAAAAGACGCACAACAUCAAGAACAAAACGCUUGAUGUGAAGAAAGCAAUUGCCAAACAGGAUAUGGAUCGUCAAGGUGGCGGCGGCGGCGGUGGUGGUGGCGGCCGUGGUGGUCCUGGUGGUCGUGCUGGCGGACGAGGUGGUGAUCGCGGCGGCCAAGGCGGUGGCUGGGGUAAUAAUCGUCAAAAUGGUGGCGGUAAUUGGGGUUCCGGCGGUGGAGGCUUUGGGAAUAACGGCAAUUUUGGUGGCAACCAAGGUAGCUCUGGCGGCUGGAACCAACAAAGUGGCCCGUGGAAUAACCAGGGUGGUAACAGCGGCGGCGGAGGCGGAGGCGGUGGUUGGAAUAAUGGUGGCGGCGGCGGCUACAGCGGCAACGGUGGCAACAGCAACGGCAACUGGGGCGGCGGCAAUGGUGGCGGUAGCUUCAGCAACGAUUACCAACAGAGCUACGGCGGUGGCCCGCAGCGCAAUAGCAACUUUGGCAACAAUCGCCCAGCGCCUUACAACCAAGGAGGUGGCUUCAACAAGAGUGGUGGCCAAGGCGGCGGCGGUGGUGGCCAGGGUGGUUUUGGCGGCGGUAACAAUUACAACACUACCCAAGGUGGUAAUAUGGGCGGCAAUAGACGUUACUAAUCAAGGUAAACACUUACAGAAUCAGUUCAAGCUAGACAAACAGGCAGUCUAGGCGCAGGCAGUGAGACAGGCAGAAGCAGAGGCAGAGACAGGCAAUCAAUGACAGUGAGAGGCAGUGAAAUUUGGGCAAGGCAGGCAGACAAGAUAAUGAUAAUUGAAUGAAAGCAAGUAAUCAGCAGCUAUACAGAAAAUGCAGUGUAUGCAGUUAUCAGGCAAUCAACAUUGAGCGCCCUCAAGACCAGCCUAAGCAACUAACUAAAACCCGAUAAAAAGAAAAAAGAAUGAGAAAUCCAAAAACAACUCAAAUCAAACGCUAAUAAUUAUGUUUGAUAUGUGAUCACCUGAGCUGAACUCACUUCAACCAACAAUAUCAACAAUUAUUGCUAAUGUCUUGUCUCUCAAUUAUACAUACAUUUAAUUUUUAUGAUCAAUUCGUGUUUAGGAUUUUAAGAACCUUGAACGCUUAGUUUUAACUAAAUUAACACAACACACAACAAAAAAAGCAAAAACAAAAAACCUAUCCGAAAAAUAUACUAAAACUAUAUAAUUUUAUUUAUAAAUUUGACUAUUGAAAACGCAUCUUAUACAACAAUUCUCUUUGAUAAUCCAUACUGCAUGUGGAUAAGCUUGCCCGAUUUUUGUGGCUAGCUGUGUUGAGCAAUAUCAAAAAGAAAAACGAAGGUAGUGUACCUUGCAUAUUCAAUUUAGAUGCUCAUUUUAUAAAGAACUUGUCUCGUACUUUCCACAAUUUAAUUUUAUAGCAAAUCAAGAAACAUUUUUUAAUUAAA